This is a messenger RNA of Hevea brasiliensis (rubber tree), 1831 nucleotides long. RefSeq names its product putative UPF0481 protein At3g02645. NCBI's taxonomy places the organism in Eukaryota, Viridiplantae, Streptophyta, Magnoliopsida, Malpighiales, Euphorbiaceae. The record is from RefSeq and is a predicted model, not a curated record. The transcript has a single exon. Bases 143 to 1669 code for a protein of 508 amino acids.
AAUGAUUUGAAGAUGGGGCCAGGCAUUGAAGUUGAAACCCCAAUCUAUACAUGAGACAAAAAAUCUUCAUAUGGUUGUUCACUGACUUUACUUAGGAGCCCAUUUGGAUCCUGUUUCUUUGACAAAAACUAGCAAAAUACAAAUGGGUACACAGAGCAAGGCCUCUCCAGACUCCAUGGUUAUUGAUAUGGGAGAUUCUAUUAUCAAUUCAAACUUCAAUGAAGAAAACUGGAUAAGCAAGAUCAAGGGCAUACUCAACAAGGAGCAACUUGGGCAUGAGAUUGACAAUCCUACAAAUUGUAUUUUCCAAGUGCCCAAAUCUGUAAGUUCCAUCAAACCAGAAGCUUUUAUUCCUCAGAGAAUUGCUUUAGGACCUUAUCAUCAUUUCAGGCCUAAGUUUUAUAAGAUGCAGAAGUGCAAGCUUCAUGAGGUUCAGAUUGUUCAUCAGCGACUAAAACUUCCUGAAUUUCAGCUUCUCUUUGAUCAACUUAAGAGAAAAGUUAAAGAUGUUCGAGGGUAUUACCAUGAGCACUUGGAUAUCCAUGAUGAUACCUUGUCAUGGAUAAUGGUAAUUGAUGGUCUGUUCUUGCUGCAAUUGAUCUGCGAUGAACAGCCUUUGGAGUUUGUUGACUCAUCAGGAAGAAAGUUUCCCAUGGAAGCCAUCCUCAGAGAUGUGGUGUUGCUUGAGAACCAGAUCCCAUUCUUUGUGUUAGAGCAUCUUCUUGCCAGGUCCAAUCCUGCAACCAAAAUCCAAUCUUUGCUUUCUAUGACCAUCAAGUUUUGUCCAAGAAUUUCUCCAGUAGCAUUGCAGGGGUAUUUCCCCAAAAAGAGUUUUGAGUGCCCUUUGCAUUUGUUGGAUCUACUUUACAACUUAGUUUGGUUUGGAGGGUUCCCAGUACGCAGGGAUAUUGCAGUAGCAGUAGGACGACAGGGAAGUUUCAAUGUUUGGAGUGCUCUCUGGGAUAUGAUUUCCUAUCUAAAUGUUGGCUUCUUAGUCAUCCCUAAAAAAAUCAUAGAUUUAAUUCUAAAAAUCUUACAAGUUUUGGGAAUUUCCAUCUCUUUACAAUUUACAGAGGAGAAGGCUUUGACUCCCACAGCAUCACAGUUGUCCAGUGUCAAGGUUAAGUUCUGUCACACUGGUCUUGGCAUCAGUUUCAUCUGUUUUACCAAGGAGGACACCGCUCUUCACCUUCCAGUCCUUACUUUAAACGUUAAUACAGAGGUCAUAAUCAGAAAUUUACUGGCAUAUGAAGCUGUGAUCAAGCCUGAGACUCCGAAUUUCGCACGUUACAUUGAACUGAUGGCAGCAAUGAUUCAUACUACUGAGGAUGUAGACCUGCUCAAAAAUAACAAAAUUGUGAUGCACAAAGGAGACAAUGGUGAGGUUGUGAAGCUCUUUAAUGGGUUGAGAAAUUCUCUAGUUUCUGAAGGUGAGUCAGAAUUAGAUCAUUGUAUCAAAGAAGUUAAUGAGUAUUACAAUAGUAGCUGGAAGAUAAAGUUCAAAAACCUUAUAAAGAAGAAUGUUUAUUCCUCGUGGAAGAUGCUCACAAUUAUUGCCACCAUCUUGCUCUUGCUGCUGAUGGCUCUACAGACUUUCUGCUCAAUCUACAGUUGCCCUGGAAUAUUUAAGACAAGCAAGAAACACUUGAGCUUGACUUCAAGCUUCUAGCUUUGCAUGUCUUUCAACAGGUCAUCAUAAUUUUCCAGACUAGAUGUUGCCUGGGAUUUGUUCUGUUCUUUCUAGCACUGCAUGUAUUCAUGUAAGUUUGAAGUACCAAUUGCAGAAGACAUGCCCGUCUGCUCAUGUAAAUGCUCAUCGUUUCUUUUUUUU